GCACGGUUAAUACCGCAAAUUUUAGAGGUCCACCUUUGACAUUUUGAUCCUCACGCAAAUCACGCUGCUUUCAACGAAAUGUUUUCAGUCGAACCACCAAUUGCAAUAUCAAUGGCGGGUUCCCAUAAACCCCGCAAAUUCUGUAAACUUAUUCGUCAGAAACCCUAGAAAUCGUACUCAAAACCUCUUAGUCGUGAAAUUUCUUCAUCCGAAACCCUAGAAAUCAUAUUCAAAACCCCUCAUUUGUGAAAUUAUCCGAAACCCUAGAAAUCAUUUUAAAAAACUCUCGUCAGAACAAAUCAAUCUCAUCCAUGCCGGACUGAUGCAAAACCCCAGAUUCAUCUCUGUAAAAAUAAUCGACUAAAGGGUGUAAGACCUCAGAAAAAGAGGCUAGGCGAAAUGCUUGGUGGUUUAUAUGGCGACCUACCCCCUCCUUCUUCAAUCCCUCCUUCUUCCGCAACAGACGACGAGCGAGGCCAUAGCACCUCCUCUAAUGGCGCCGGAGGUUCCUCUGCAGCCUGGUCAAGCAGUGCAAAAAUGGCUCCUCCAGCUCUUCGAAAGCCCUCUACCCUCUUUGCCCCACCUCAAUCCAUUAUGAGAAACCAAAACCCUAACCCUAAGCCCAAGCCUCAAGUUCAACCGAAAAUCCUAUUUCCCUCUGGCGAAGAAAGCCCUAACCCCAACUCUAGUUCCUCGUUCCAGCCUGCGCUUGUCGGAGUAACCUCGAAUGUGAUUGAGGAAUAUGAUCCUGCACGUCCUAACGAUUACGAGGAGUAUCGCAGAGAGAGAAAGCGGAAGCAGGUGGAGGCUGACAUGAAGAGAGAGAUGGAAAGGCGAAGGCUCGAGGAAGAAGAGAGAGAAAGGGAGAGGGAGAGAGAAAGAGAGAGGGAUAGAGAGAAAGACCUUUCAGGGCUCAAUCUGACUGGUGAAGAGGCAUGGAGAAGGAGAGCGGCCAUGGGAGGAGAUGGAGAUAGAGAAAGAGAUAGAGACAGAGAUAGAGAGAGGGAGAGGGAUGAAGAGAGAGAAGGAGAUGGCUUUACCAUUGCAAAGGGGGGAUUGGGUGGCCUUGGAGUUGGGGCUGGAGGCCAAAUGACAGCUGCUCAGAGAAUGAUGGCAAAGAUGGGUUGGAAAGAGGGGCAAGGGUUGGGUAAGCAAGAGCAAGGUAUCACCACACCAUUAAUGGCAAAAAAGACAGAUAGGAGAGCAGGGGUAAUUGUCAAUGCAAGUGAGUCUAAACCAGAGAAGAAGGCAAAGAGUGUGAACCUCAGGGGACUACCAACUCGUGUUCUUCUCCUUAGGAACAUGGUUGGUUCUGGGGAGGUCGACGACGAGCUAGAGGAUGAGGUGGCGUCGGAGUGCGCAAAAUACGGGACCGUAACACGCGUUCUCAUUUUUGAAAUAACUGAGGUCAAUUUCCCUGCAGAAGAGGCAGUUAGGAUCUUUGUGCAGUUUGAGAGGUCAGAGGAGACUACAAAAGCUCUCAUUGAUCUUGAUGGUCGGUUUUUUGGAGGGAGAGUGGUGCAUGCUGGGUUCUACGAUGAGGAGAGGUUUAAUAAGAAUGAAUUGGCUCCCAUCCCAGGUGAGAUACCUGGGUACCCUUGAGGUAUCUAUGUAUCUAUGGAUGAUUAAGACUUGUAUGGGGGUGGGUUCCUUUUUGUUGUUGUGAAGCAUUGGAAUUUGAUUUUAGGGAAGUUUCCAGCUCAAAUGGUCAAGGGUGGCAACAUCCGUACUAUAAAGUAUAUCCUUAUAAACCAUGUGAGUGAGAAUCGGUUAUCGAAUUGAUGAAUUGAUGAGGUUUGGGUGGAAUGUACCUAUUGUUGUAAGUCCACCCUUUCAAAAUCCAUAUGGAGAUGGAAUGAGGAUCCUAACGCUUACAAGUCCAUUAUCUUUAUUAUCACAACCAUGAAUCUAGGAUAAAAACACAACAAUUUCGAGCCUUAAGAAUGGUCAGUCUUGUACCUAUUUCUUGGAUUGUUCAUUUUUUUCUUUCAAUGAUCAUCAGAUGUGCUUCAUUUUGGGCUUCAAAUUCAUAGAUUUGAGAUGGAAAUGGAUUUGAGAUAUUUUAGUUGUCUUGA
Molecule: messenger RNA, 2075 nt
Organism: Amborella trichopoda
Lineage: Eukaryota; Viridiplantae; Streptophyta; Magnoliopsida; Amborellales; Amborellaceae
Gene: DRT111
Product: D111/G-patch domain-containing protein
Biological process (GO): mRNA cis splicing, via spliceosome
Cellular component (GO): precatalytic spliceosome
Molecular function (GO): RNA binding
Source: RefSeq, a predicted model, not a curated record